This is a messenger RNA of Fusarium coffeatum, 4713 nucleotides long. RefSeq lists its product as uncharacterized. The transcript has a single exon. The record is from RefSeq and is a predicted model, not a curated record. Bases 1 to 4713 code for a protein of 1570 amino acids. Lineage: Eukaryota; Fungi; Ascomycota; Sordariomycetes; Hypocreales; Nectriaceae.
AUGAGGUUUUCCACAACCGUCCUCGUUGCCAUCCAGGCAUCGAUGGGCCUGGCUCAUGCUAUUCCACCUCCUUUUACCAAGUAUCUCGACAAGAUCGACAAUCGGGUUGAAGAAGACCAUGAAAGACGAGGCCCCCUCACUGAAUUCCGUAAGAAGUUCUUCAAGGGAUACGAGGUGGCCAAGUCAACUACCCGUCACACGUUCCUCGUUCCCGAGGACAGCGAGUACGAGGCCAAGAAACACCACCACGACAAUGAACAUGGCACCACAAACUAUCAUCCCCAUGGUCAUGAGUCCGAAGACAGACAUGACAUGAAGAACAAGUAUGAACCUCAGAGACAUCAUGUCUCCGAGAAGCCCCGUUUCAAGACGCACCAACCUGAAGGAGACUACAGCCACGAGGAACACUAUCACCAUAGCGAGAGCUAUGACAACCCCAAAACAGGACAUCAUCACAACGACUAUAACUACGAGACUGAGUACCCUAGCGAGGAGCACAAGGAUAAGAAAGAUUAUCCGACAGAAUCCUUUGACCCGUCCGACGAUCGUUACGAUCUCAACGAACAUGAUUUCGAUAAGUACUUCAUCAAGGACCAUGACGCCUCCUCAAAAAAGCAUGAAUCAGACGAUAUUGGGGAUCCCCAGGGAAGUCCCUCCAAGCGAUGGACCUCUAAGGGUGAUGUGAUGGGGCAGUGGUGGCAACCUAGUAAAUCUAGGGAGCACUAUAGGAAUCCCAACAAAGAGCAUACUCACUCCCACAAGUAUAAGGUGGAACCUAGAUUCCCUGAUACUACCAAACCUUGGGCUCGACAUGUCAAGUACACCGCCAAGGAGAUACGUGACCUCCACAAGGCAAAGGAGCAUGGUUUUCACAUGCCCAAGCCUGGUUAUCACCUGCCUGAGAAGUAUGAGGCUGAAGUCGAGGAUCAAGAGUACUCCCACUUCAACAAGCACCAGAAGGAGAACGACAACCUUCCCUACUUCGACAAGUACCGGGGAAAGUACCUCCCCAAGCAGCCUUUUGAGAAAAAGAGAAAAUUCGUCCCCAAGGCAGAGUAUGGUGCUGAAGACGACACUCAUCACUCUUAUGCCAGGGAGCAUUACAAGAAGCCCGACUAUGAGAAGGAGGAUGAACAAAAGUACGGACCUGACUCUGAAGAGAAGUACCACGAGGAGGAGUACUCCGAGAAGAAAGGAGGCAACUCUAAGCUGAAGGGAUUCUACGACUUCAACUUCGGGCACAACCCUGAAGAAGGAAAGUUCCUUGAUGAUGAGUCCUAUACAACCAAGCAUGGUGGUUCGGGCGAGCCCGAAGAGAUCACUUUCAAGAAGUACUACCCCAAGAAGAGUGACAAGGAAGACAAAGAAGACGACCCCCACACAGCUAGGAAGUAUGGUUACAGAAAGUAUCAUCCUAAGAAGCACAGCGCCUCUAAUGAGGAGAAGAUGCAUGACCACAAGCGAGAGGAGAAAGAACUCAACUACUCUGAAGAGGACAAGAAGUAUGAAUACAAGAAGGUGUAUUACCCAACCAAGUAUGAGCCCAAGGAAAACACCAAGUUCUAUCGCAAGCAGGAGGUUGGCCAUGAAGAUCAUGGCUUCAAGUCGAAACCCCACAGCGUGGAGCACCACACACACUACUACGAUGAGCCCGGCUACGAGAACGUCGUCCCAGGCUUCAUGUGGGCUGGUCCUGGAGCUGUUACCAAGACUCCCUGUGCCUCCAAGGAGGGAUGUCCUUAUGGUCAUUGGCAUAUGUUGGAACCCAAGGACGGCGAGCACAGACGCAUUGGAAUCACCGGAACCAAUAUCGUCGUCGAGCCCGACUACUCGAGGCCUGACUACAAGGAGGACAUAGUGAACCACGUUUUGCCUGGCUACGAGAAGGUCAUUCCCGGCUUUGAGUGGGCAGGACCUGGCCGCGUCACUGAAGUUCCCUGCCCCAGUGUCACGGAUUGUCCUCAGGGAGGCUGGUUCAUGCUUGCGCCCAGAUAUGGUGAACAUAGACGUAUCGCCAUGAACUAUCCCAAGGCCACACCUACACCCCGUCCUCAUCCUCAUCCUCAGCCCCACUCCACUAUGCAUUUCCCCCAGCCUGGCUAUAAGCCUCCCACGCCUGUUGGAUACGAGGGCAGAGCGCAGGAGAAGGACCACGAUGAAAACGAGGGAGAAUACAAACUGAUCCAUCGCCAUUCAAGCCAUAUGGGGAAGAGGAGCAUUGAAGCAAGAACCCCUUGCGGUAAGAAGGAUCCCAAGGAGCCAAAGAAGCUUGACCCCAACAAACCACUCCCCACGCUCACAGUACAACAAUUAUGGAACUUUGAGAGACUCAGCACAGCGAAACGAAAAGAUAUCGUGAAAGAUUACCCCUGGAUGGAUGAAGAGCUCAAGAAGGAGUUCCCUAAAUUCAAGGAAUUGACUCCUCGGUUGAUCACUAAACUCAACGAGUUUUGGGCUAUCCUUCACCUGGACCGCCAAGCCAACAUGAUAUUCAUAGAAGUUAUGAAGAGAAAGGUUACGGGCGUCCCAAGAAAGAGAGCAACACCAGAACUCAGCGACGAGGAAAGCAACAAGAUCGAGGCCUUGUCGAAGCGAGCAGACCCAAAACUCAGCAAAGAUCAAAUCAAGCGGAUCGAGGCAUCGCCUUCCUUUGCCCGGAGAAUAGCUGCAGGAAGUCUCGACUUUGACCCAAAACUCACAGAAGAACUGGCCAAUGCCCGCGGCAAGUUCUCUGCCAAACUUAUUGCGAAGCUCAACAAAGAAUAUGCUCGUAUCAUGAGCGAUCCCAAAUACAAGGAUAUCCGCGAAAGGUAUCUACCCAACUCGAAGAAAUCGAAGAGAAACGCGGAAGAAGAAAAGCACUACUCGAAGAGAUCAGAGCCACAACUCAGCGAAAGGGAAAUCAAGAAGAUCGAGGGACUAUCUUAUUCAAUCCGCGGAAUAGUUGCAAAGAAGCUCGACCUUAACCCUGAGCUCACAGCGGAGCUGGUUAAAACCGAUAAGCUAUCUGACGAGCUUAUUGCGAAGCUUAAUGUUGAAUAUGCUCGUAUCAAGAGUGAUCCCAAAUACAAGGACAUCCUCAACAAAUUCUUCUCCAGCUCAAAGAGAGCAGAGACCCAACUUAGCAAAAAGGCUAUUAAGAAGAUUGAGUCAUUACCUCCUAGGUACCGCGCAAUGGUUGCAAAGCAGCUCGACUUGGACCCCAAGGUUACACGCGAACUUGUUGAAUACAGUAAGAUAUCUGACAAGCUCGUUAAGAAGCUCAACGUGGAAUAUCGUCGCAUCAAAGAUGACCCCAAGUACAAGGAUAUCCUUGACAAGUUCCUAUCCAGCUCCAAGAGAGAAGAGCCCAAACUCAGCCGGAAAAUGAUCAGCAAGCUUAUGCGCAUGAGCCGAAAGCAGCGCAAACGUGUUGCUAAGAUGCUUGAUAUGAAUCCCAAGCUCACAAAGGAGUGGGUUCGGGCCGAUAAGACAACUGACGAGCUUGUUGCGAAGCUCAAUGUUGAAUAUGCUCGAGUCUAUAAGGAUCCUAAAUACGAGGGCCUCCUCCGAAGGAUGGGAUCCUUGUACAAGCGAAGAGGAGAUGGGAAGGACUACUUCGGAUGUUCUAUAGACGAUUGGCACGCACUCAUGGACUUAACUCCCAAAGAGCGCAAAGAAUUUUUAAUACUAAGGGGUACGGAAGAAAAGGUUGCAGAGGAGCUUUCCAAUAUCGAACGGUGGACGCAACCAGAUAUUGAGAAGCUUGAAGUGGAGUAUCAACGCUUCAAGUCAAUCCCUGAGUAUAGGCGAAUUCACUACGGAAAUCCUAACAUGGACCCGUACGAGCCCAGGAAGGUCAAGCGAGAGAGUGAGGCUCCCGGGAUCACUCAAAAACAACUGGACAGGAUCAUAGGCUCGAGCUCUUCGGCGCGCAGGAUAGCCGCGCGACAGCUUGGCAUGAGCCUUGAGCUCUCAGAGGAGAUAGCCUACGCCGACGAGUUCUCUCCUGAGUUGAUUAAGAAGCUUGAUAACGAGUACAGACGCAUCAAGAGCGAUCCCAAGUAUAGUGCUGUCCUCAAGAAGUUUGGUAACAACAAGAGCAAGCGGGACUCAUACCACAAGGAAAACAAUCAUCUUGCAAACAAUGAUCAUGAAAAGCGCCAGCUUGUCCCAAGCACGAUGAAUAUUACACAAACCGAGCCAGACUCGGACUGGGAAGUGGACCUCAGUCCCCAAUUCAAAUACGCUCAGGCGCUUACGGAAGAGUUCAUCGAGAGGUUUGCCGAUAUGAUCCAUGACAAGGUUGAAGAGGCGAAGAAGCAGAGGAAACUUGACACCGAGGCCACUCCAAGGUUCAAUGCAACCAAGGCGCUAGACGAGUUGAUCGCCGGUAACAGCAAUGAGACUGUGAGCAGCCAGAACGCGACAGACUUGACAGCGCCCCAGGCAACCGGCAACCUGAAUACGACCAAGUUGUUAGAGCCACAGGACGCUGCCGGCCAGAACGUGGCCGAGAUCGCAGCGGAUCAACCUGCCAGCAACCAGACUUCAAAAGAUGGCGAGCUGAAAGACAAGCUUGAGCAGUCGAAGAAGAAUGGAUGGUGCAACGAGUUUCUUGGUGGGCUCGAGGAUACUUUGAAGGAGUCUGUGGAAGCGGCGCAAGAAGAGGUUGGAGAGGCUGCAGAGACAGCGAAAGAGAAGUUUGCAAAGGCCGCAGAGAAGGAUGAUUAG